AUGUGCGAUGCAAGCGAACGUAGCGUGGGAGCCAUAUUGGGACAAAAGAUAGCGAAAGAGCCUCAUGUCAUCUGUUACGCCUCAAAGACCCUAGAUGCUGCACAAAGCAACUACACAACCACAAAAAAAGAACUUUUAGCUAUUGUAUUUGCUUUAGAUAAAUUUCGAUCAUAUUCUUUGGGAUCUAAGGAAGCAAAGCCAAGGCUCAUUAGGUGGAUUUCUUGCUCCAAGAAUUUGACAUCGAGAUUCGUGACAAAAGGGUGUGAAAACACGGUGGCCGACCACUUGAGUAGGAUAAAAACUCCAUUUGAUGAUGAUCCUAUAAAGGAUGAGUUCCCCGACGAAAGCUUAUUCUCAACCGAGGCUUACUAUCCGUGGUAUGCAGACAUAGUUAAUCUCUUAACCACGGGAUCGCUGCCUACUGAGUUAGCUCAAUCCAAGCUUGUGAAGGUCACUUUGGCCCUAAGCGGACAGCUCACAAGGUAUUGGAGUGUAGGCUAUAUUGGCCUACAAUAUUUCGUGAUGCGUUUAACUUCUGUAAGUCUUGCGAUAAAUGUCAGCAUACAGUUUUGCAACAAGGUCAUGGAGGCACUAUUAUCAAAAUAUGGGGUUCAUCAUCGUAUAGCAACAGCCUACCAUCCCCAAACGAACGGCCUAGCAGAGGUUUCAAACAGGGAGAUCAAGUCAAUUUUGGAAAAAACGGUUCGACCCAACCGUAAGGAUUGGAGUCUUCGGCUCAAUGACGCGCUUUGGGCCUAUCGGACGGCGUAUAAGGGACCAAUUGGCAUGACCCCGUAUCGACUUGUUUUUGGCAAAGCAUGUCAUUUACCAGUAGAGUUGGAGCAUAAAGCUUAUUGGGCUAUUCGACAAUGUAACAUGGAGUUAGAGCCCGCAGGGAAAGCAAGGAAAUUGGACAUUCAAGAAUUGGAGGAAAUUCGCAAUGAUGCCUACGAGAAUGCUCGAAUUUAUAAGGACAAAACAAAGAUGUUUCAUGACAAAAAUAUAGUUCAAAAGCAUUUCUCAGUAGGACAAAGAGUUUUGCUUUAUAACUCCGUAUUAAAGCUAUUCCCAGGUAAGCUUCGAUCUCGGUGGCAAGGACCUUUUAUUGUGACUAAAAUAUUUACAAAUGGCGCAAUUGAAAUAGAGAGUGAAGAAUCAGGAAAGCGGUUCACGAUCAACGGUCAGCAAUGA
Gossypium arboreum is the source of this 1191-nucleotide messenger RNA. RefSeq lists its product as uncharacterized. The transcript is spliced from 4 exons. Bases 1 to 1191 code for a protein of 396 amino acids. Gene Ontology annotation, molecular function: nucleic acid binding. The record is from RefSeq and is a predicted model, not a curated record. Gene Ontology annotation, biological process: DNA integration. Lineage: Eukaryota; Viridiplantae; Streptophyta; Magnoliopsida; Malvales; Malvaceae.